Messenger RNA from Pogonomyrmex barbatus (red harvester ant), 1298 nucleotides. RefSeq names its product UPF0489 protein C5orf22 homolog. NCBI's taxonomy places the organism in Eukaryota, Metazoa, Arthropoda, Insecta, Hymenoptera, Formicidae. The record is from RefSeq and is a predicted model, not a curated record.
GAGAGGGGGAUGGGGAGGCUGAGUAAGAGAAAAAGGGGGAACCACCUUACGAAACUCGUCUCGUGAGAAAUUCGGAGUAAACCCCUGUUUGGUACCCCUGUCCCUUUAUUCGCGAAAUGAUCGUGUUUGAGGUGCGCGCCUAAGAACAAACUUUAGUCAUUGACCACGUGUUUCCGCGCGAAGCAGUGUGCCGCGUGCCCGCGAUUCCGAGUGUCCGUGUGCGUCUCGUCGUCGUAGCGUUAAUUGAAAAAUCGAUCGUACAACGCGCGCAUCUUAUUUGUCCGGCGAUCGUCGUCAGGUCUAUCGAUAGUUCAGCGAUCAGCUUUACGUGUUCCGCGCUCGGGAAAGAUGUCGUAUACGUGCAAGCGCUUCAAGAGAACGCCGAUUCAUGUGGUGGAGGGCCACGAUGAGGCCUUACCGGUCAUUUAUCGGUGUCUGGGGUCAAAGCAUCUGCCUUUCGAAGGUAACACCUUGGUACAUCUGGAUUCGCAUCCCGAUAUGUUGAUACCCAUGGAUAUGUCCGCUGAUACAGUGUGGGACAAGAAUAACCUGUUUACCACGAUCAGCAUCGAGAAUUGGAUUAUGCCUGCAGUGUAUGCUGGUCAUCUUAAGAACUUGAUCUGGGUGAAACCACCAUGGGCUAAUCAGAUAACCGACAGUGUCUUGACGUUUCUCAUCGGUAAGCACAAGGAGUCCGGCUUGAUAAGGGUACACUUUCUUCGCAUUUCAACUACAGCUGGACUACAGCGGUACUGAAUAAAUAAAUGCAUCCUUGAGGAGGCAAGCGAUGACACACGGUGUAGAGAGAGAAAAUCUCGUUCAUAUGCACGUGGGCGAGGCGACAAUAUACGUCUGUUGAAGUUGGCACGGCAAGACGAAUCGGCAAGGCUUUGACAAACAAUCCGCCUUAUCUCGUAGGCGGAUGCGAUCGCGUGGUUUACUCACCACGUUGGCUUGGCCGUAUAUACCUGCGUUCGCGUACAUAUUGCGCGGAGAGAAGGACGAUUCUCGAGGAACUAAACGUCUGGCGGUUAGCACCGGGAUGCUAAAUCGUCCACGACACGAGUAUUCGAUUAACCCCGUGAACUGCGUUUCGCGAGAAUAAAUUAUUCUUUGCUUACCGGUUCGGUAUCCUCUGCAUGUUGCCAUUCUUCUCCCUGGUACCACUGGUAAUAAGAUAGGCAGCAGAUUUGUCAUUGUCGCUGUAUUAUCAGUAGAGACUAGACUAAAUUAUGUGGAAGAACAGCCAUUCUAUUGCAUUUUUUGGAUGGAUGAUAGAACUUGUAAAUAUUUAGAAA